Anoplophora glabripennis (Asian longhorned beetle) is the source of this 1290-nucleotide messenger RNA. It is a transcript of the gene Ap, whose product is annotated as LIM/homeobox protein Lhx9-like. Gene Ontology annotation, cellular component: nucleus. The transcript is spliced from 6 exons. The record is from RefSeq and is a predicted model, not a curated record. Gene Ontology annotation, biological process: neuron differentiation; regulation of transcription by RNA polymerase II. NCBI's taxonomy places the organism in Eukaryota, Metazoa, Arthropoda, Insecta, Coleoptera, Cerambycidae. Bases 141 to 1235 code for a protein of 364 amino acids. Gene Ontology annotation, molecular function: DNA-binding transcription factor activity, RNA polymerase II-specific; RNA polymerase II transcription regulatory region sequence-specific DNA binding.
CUAUUCCAUCUACUGAGUGACUGUGUUAGUUAUAAGCUGGAUUAUGGAUGGGGAAUUAAGUAAAUAAGAUAACUGUCAGCGAAUUUCCUACAAGAGACGGCUGGCGAACACCUUACAUUCAGUACGGAAAGAAGUUUCGCAUGAUGCUGAAGGAGCGCGAGAGUAUAGAGCGCAGUGUGUCUUCGCCUUGCUCUAGCCUUGGGGGUUCUUCGGGCAUUGAAGUGUCAUCCUGUGCUGGCUGUGGUGAAAGAAUACAUGACCGUUACUACCUCCUGGCUGUCGACCGACAAUGGCAUGCCUCAUGUUUGAAAUGCUGCGAAUGCAAGCUUCCCUUGGACUCCGACUUGACUUGUUUCGCUAGAGAUGGAAAUAUUUAUUGCAAGGAGGAUUAUUAUAGAAUGUUUGCCGUUACAAGAUGUGGUCGGUGCCACGCAGGAAUCUCCGCCAAUGAGUUAGUAAUGCGGGCAAGGGACCUUGUAUACCACCUACACUGUUUUUCCUGCACAUCCUGUGGAAUUCCCUUAUCAAAAGGCGACCAUUUUGGCAUGAGGGAAGGUUUAAUAUAUUGCAGGCCCCAUUACGAAACCUUGGACUUCUGUGACUCGAACGACCCGAUGGAUAUAAUGUUCAGGGGAGGGGAAUCACCUGGAUACUAUUCUUCGAACACUCCACCCCAACACCAUAAAGGAAGACCUCGAAAGAGGAAAAUAACUCCUGAGGAAGGUUCGCCUUGUGGCGAAAUACCUGUUACCAUGAGGAUGGCUGCCACCACCCUAGAAAUGUUGCAACAAGGCGAAUUAUCCUCUUCCAUGGAAUCCUUAUCUUACGAUUCGUCUGUCACCUCACCGGCUUCAAGCAAUGGCCAUCAAAACCAAAGGACGAAAAGGAUGAGAACGUCAUUCAAACAUCAUCAGUUAAGAACAAUGAAGACCUACUUCGCCAUCAAUCAGAAUCCAGACGCGAAAGACCUCAAACAACUGGCACAAAAGACGGGACUCUCGAAGAGAGUAUUACAGGUGUGGUUCCAAAACGCCCGGGCAAAGUGGCGACGGAACCUGAUGCGGCAGGAAGGAUCGAACAACAAUAACAAUGUACAAAGUCAAGGACCAAACGGCCCACCAUCGGCAGGAUCGGGCAUAAUGGAUGCAAGUUUGUCGCAUCAGUCGUUAGACGACCUCCAUCACCAUUUACAUUCCCAAAACUCACAAACGCUAAACUUUGGUGAUAUUUAUUAGGCAUUCAAUAAUAUUUUGGUCAGCUGGGGUUUCCGCAACAGAAAAAUACGCCUAU